UCACAGGGCAGAGAGGAGACCAGAGGCUAGAAGAAACUCACUCAGCCAUCUGGACGCUGUGGAGAUGCCCCCGCUGUUUGAGGAACCAAAACCUGGGGACCUGAUUCAGAUUUCACGCUUUGGAUACCAGCACUGGGCCCUCUAUGUGGGAAAUGGUUACGUCAUCCACCUGGCCCCGCCCAGUGAGUAUGCAGGAGCUGGCUCCUCCAGCAUCAUGUCCGUGCUGACCGACCGAGCCGUGGUGAAGAAGGAGCGUCUCCGGGACGUUGCUGGUGGCGACCGGUACCGAGUCAACAACAAGUAUGAUGGGAGGUGCUCGCCGCUGCCUGUCAGCAAGAUCCUCAUGGAGGCCAAGUUUCUGGUGGGCCAGAAGAUGCGGUACAGCGUCACCAGUGAGAACUGCGAGCACUUCGUCACCCAGCUGCGCUACGGCCAGCCCAUGUGUGACCAGGUCCGAGAUGCCAUGGUUGCAGGGGCGGUGGGGAUCGUGGGAGUUGGAGUCCUUGUGGCAGCUGCUACAUUCAUUGGCUCAUUGCUCUCUGACAACAAGCAGGAGGAUGAAUAAUGCAAACGUUGGCCUGGGCCAAAGAGCCGAGCAAGAUCCAUGGGAGCUGAUCUUUACUAGCUGGCUUAGCUUCUCACUUGCUUUCUCCUUUGGGAUCACUGCCCUUGGGAGUUCGUUCCAAUGGUUAAUCACUGGCACUGUGACACAUUGGUGCCUUAUUUCUAAUUGGAAUGUGUCUGGCUUUGACUUCUAGCCAUUAGGUCUUGUCCUGCCUUUCUCUGCUAGGUUAAAGAGCCCUUUAGUGCCUGGGAUUUUCUCCCCUCAUGAAGAUACUUAUACAAAGUGAUCAGAGCAGUAACUAGCUAUUUUUGUGCCCGAGGCAAGAAUAUAAAAUUGUGCCCUCCCCCCUCCA
Messenger RNA from Chelonoidis abingdonii (Abingdon island giant tortoise), 917 nucleotides. Its product is annotated as phospholipase A and acyltransferase 3-like. Gene Ontology annotation, cellular component: cytoplasm. Gene Ontology annotation, biological process: N-acylphosphatidylethanolamine metabolic process. Gene Ontology annotation, molecular function: glycerophospholipid phospholipase A1 activity; A2-type glycerophospholipase activity. NCBI's taxonomy places the organism in Eukaryota, Metazoa, Chordata, Testudines, Testudinidae. The record is from RefSeq and is a predicted model, not a curated record.